Brenthis ino (lesser marbled fritillary) is the source of this 2304-nucleotide messenger RNA. The record is from the annotation of a GenBank genome assembly. NCBI's taxonomy places the organism in Eukaryota, Metazoa, Arthropoda, Insecta, Lepidoptera, Nymphalidae.
AUGAGUGAAGCUCAGCACAAGACCUGCGUGAGGGUGAACUCCGCUGACGACGAAGAACGAGAUGAAGUGGACCAUGAGUUGCCGAAGAAAAACCCUUUCGUACGGGGCUCAGACCCUCGCGUGGCCACAUGCCGCGGCCGGUUGCAGACACGACGGUGUCAACUCAACCAAGAAAUCAAUAAGGAACUGCGGUUACGCGCUGGAGCGGAGAACCUUUUCAAAGCGACUACAAAUAGAAAACUUCGUGAAACAGUCGCCCUUGAGCUGAGCUUCGUCAACUCGAACCUACAGCUCCUGAAGGAACAGCUCGCCGAGCUCAACUCCUCGGUGGAACUAUACCAGAAUGACAGUAAGGACUGCGUCAUGCCGAUGAUACCUCUCGGUCUGAAAGAGACCAAGGAGGUGGACUUCCGAGAACCCUUCAAAGACUUCAUUCUGGAGCACUACAGCGAAAACGCGGCCGUGUACGAGGACUCGAUCUCAGAUUUUAUGGAUAUGAGACAGGCGAUCCGCACUCCAGUACGCUCGACAGCUGGCGUAGCACUGUUGUUCAAGUACUACAACCAGCUGUACUACAUAGAGAGGCGGUUCUUCCCCCCCGACCGAUCACUUGGCGUCUAUUUUGAAUGGUUCGAUUCGUUAACAGGAGUCCCAUCUUGUCAGAGGACAGUUGCAUUUGAAAAAGCGUGCGUCCUAUUCAAUAUCGCUGGCAUUUACACACAAAUUGGCGCCAAGCAAGAGCGCACGACGUGCUCGGGACUGGAUGGCGCGGUGGACGCGCUGCUGCGCGCGGCGGGCGCGCUGCGCUACAUACACGAAAACUUCACCAACGCGCCCUCCGUCGACCUCGCCGCCGACACGCUGCUCGUGCUCGGCGCGCUCAUGACGGCGCAAGCCCGCGAGUGCCUGUUCGAGAAGCUGCAGCUGCAGGCGCGCGAGGCGUGCGGCGGCCGCGAGCGCGAGCUGUGCGACGACCUCGACAUGUGCCUCGACCUGGCGCAGGAGAGCGCGCAGCUCGCGCACGUCUACCACCAGCUCUACGAGAAGAUGCAAACCGAGGGGGUGUUCAACUACGUGCCAUACUCGUGGGUGUCGCUUGUCCACGUCAAGACUGAAUUCUAUAAAGCGCUGGCGCACCAGUACUGCGCGACGGGGCUGCUGCACGCGCCGGACGCGCGCGCCUGCGACCGCCUCGCCGCGCUCUACGCGCCGCCGGACACCAGCGACGGUCUAAAAUACGACGAAGAAUUCGACCGUAUAGCGCUGGGGCGCGCGCAUUUAGCCGAGGCCCUGGCGCUGUAUGAAGAGGCUCUAAGACUGCAGAGAAUGUGCCGCGAGCUCCGCAACAAGGAGGCGCUGGCGCGCGUGGUGGGCGCGGCGCGGGAGCGCGCGGCGCGCGAGCACGCGCCGCCCGCCGACGACUUCGCCGACCUGCUCGACGCGCCGCACAUACUGCCUUCAUCGAAAUUCCAACUCGCCCUCACCCCACCAGACUUCGCACAAUACAGAGUAGAAGAUCUAUUCAAAUCUCUUGGACCAAUAGCAAUAUUCUCCGCUAAACGACAUUGGAGCGCCCCACGACUAAUUCAACUUCAAAAACAGACGGACAAACACACACGACGAAACCGACGAAACGAAGAAACCAGAGUUAAACGACGAUCAAGCGACAAAAGAGAUAGAUCAGAAGACAACACUACGUACUACAACCAAAUUAUUAGAAGCGACGAAAAGUACGGAGAUGAUUACGACAAACACAGAGUGACAAAACAAAAUGGCGUUUAUAUAAACAGCUUUGAUAAUAAUAAUCAUCUUGAUUAUAAGAUGGAUAAAGAUUAUGGGAAGAAGAAUGGAAGGGAUUUAAGGAGGGUCGCGAGUGAAUACAAUGUGAAUAAUAAUGAAGAGGGCUUUGGUUUCUCCGUGCGAGGGGACGCCCCGGUCAUAAUCGCUGGGGUCGAGCCGAAUUCUUUAGCUGAUAUCGGCGGCAUGCGCGAAGGCGACUUCAUAAUCAGCAUCGGCGACAAAGACGUGAAGUGGAGCUCGCACGAGGAGGCCGUGCGCCUCCUGCACGCCGCCGGCGACCGCCUCACGCUGCGCCUCGCCACGCCCAUGGACCGCGGCUGCGCCAAGUCGUCUCCCGAGGUCUCUCACCAGACUAACUCCAACCAGGGCUCAGUAUCUGCAGCUUCAUCCUCCAGCGGUUCCAGCGCGGCGCGCUCCCGCCGGGCGCCGUCUUGGAACCCCUUCAAACGACACGUGACACGGGACAAUAGCGAGAGACGCUCACACACUAAUGUUAUAUUUAGA